Schistocerca serialis cubense is the source of this 3081-nucleotide messenger RNA. It is a transcript of the gene fat-spondin, whose product is annotated as spondin-1. Gene Ontology annotation, cellular component: extracellular matrix. Gene Ontology annotation, molecular function: serine-type endopeptidase inhibitor activity. The record is from RefSeq and is a predicted model, not a curated record. NCBI's taxonomy places the organism in Eukaryota, Metazoa, Arthropoda, Insecta, Orthoptera, Acrididae. The transcript is spliced from 14 exons. Gene Ontology annotation, biological process: cell adhesion. Bases 151 to 2490 code for a protein of 779 amino acids.
GGACCUGCAGGCGUCAGGCAGCGGUACCAGUGGCGCCUCUGGCGGCCGCGGGUCAACUGAUUCGGCGGCUGGGACGCGCCGCAGCCAGUAGCUCGCGCCGUCUGGACCAAGCUGCUGCUCUGUUGCUGCUGCUACUUCACAGAGAGGACGAUGGCGCUGAGGCGGUGGUUCUCACCGCUGCCGCUGCUGGUGCUGGCGCUGAUGUGCGGCUCGUCGCAGGGCUUCCGGUGCACGCGCGAGCCGCGGCCGGAGCACUCGGCCGUCCUCAAGAGCCCCGGCGACAACGGCUUCCGCAUCACCGUCACCGGGGAGCCCGAGAUGUACGUCCCUGGCUCCGUCUACACGUUGUCACUGGUGGGUUCGCGCACGCACGGCCGCCUGCAGAUGUUCACGCGCUUCAUGCUGACUGUGGAGCCGAAGGACCCGCGCGCAGACGCGUCUCCGCGCCGCGUGGGCAGCUUCCAGCUGUUUGGUGACUCCCUCACCACCUUCAACGACCAGUGUGUCAACACCAUCUCGGAGGCCGACGACCUGCCGAAAACCGAGGUGCAGGUCAUGUGGAACGCGCCGCCCAAGGGCUCCGGUUGCGUCAUCUUCCGGGCCAUGGUGUUUGAGGACCCCAACAACUGGUAUGCGGACGAUGGCAGCCUGAGCCGACAGCUGUGCGAGCUGCCCUCCCAGGACGAGUCCAAGAAGGAGGACGACGACUUCGAGUGCUGUGCCUGCGAUGAGGCCAAAUACAAGAUGGUGUUCGAGGGCAUCUGGUCGAACAAGACCCACCCCAAGGACUUCCCAUUUUCGCUGUGGCUCACGCACUUCAGCGACGUGAUCGGGGCGACGCACGAGCGCAACUUCUCCUUCUGGGGUGAGGGCCAGAUUGCGACCGACGGGCUGAUGCAGGUCGCCGAGUGGGGAUCCGUCCGUGGCAUGGAGGCCGAGCUGCGGGCCAAGAGCAAGCACCUGCGGACGCUCAUCAAGGCGGCUGGCCUCUGGUACCCGAGGGUCAACUCCAACACGAGCGCCAACUUCAGGGUGGACCGGCGCCACCCUCUCGUCUCGCUGGUGUCCAUGCUGGGACCUACCCCAGACUGGAUUGUCGGUGUAUCAGGCCUUAACUUGUGUAAGAAAGACUGCACCUGGAUGGAGGAGAAGAUAGUUGACUUGUUUCCAUAUGACGCAGGAACAGACAGCGGGAUAACGUACAUGUCCCCAAACACGCCAACGAUUCCGCGGGAGAAGAUCCACCGCAUCACGACGAUGUACCCGGAGGACCCGCGGGCGCCGUUCUACGACCCGUCUGGCAGGGAGAUGGCGCCGCUGGCUCGCCUCUACCUUUUCCGCGACACCGUCAUCGCCAAGAGCUGCGACGAGCAGGACGUGGAAGCCGCGCUCGCAGACCUGGCCAUCGAGGAGACCGAGAACACCGAGGACACCACGCGACCGGAGUGCGCGGUGACCGAGUACUCGCCGUGGAGCGAGUGCUCCGUGACGUGCGGCAAGGGUAUCCGCAUGCGGCAGCGCUCCUACCUGAACGCGCCCAAGGCCGAGAUGCUGGGCUGCGACCGACAGCUCGUCUCCAAGGAGAUGUGCGUCGCAUCCGCGCCUUCCUGCCCGGGUGGCCUUGAAGAAGAUGGUUUCUUUGUUGAGGACAAUGGUGCAAUCUGUGGGACAACAGAGUGGGGUCCAUGGUCGGAGUGUUCAGUUUCUUGUGGAAUAGGUUUCACCAUGAGAACAAGAAAAUUCCUGGACAGAAUGGGUCGCAAGAAAUGUCCACAUGUAUCAUUGGUGGAGAAAGACAAAUGCAUGCUUCCUGAGUGCACUGGUCCACCACCUCCACCUGAAGUUACUGACCCCAUGUGUCCAGUGACAGCCUGGAGUGAGUGGAGUCCUUGCAGCGCUUCUUGCGGCAAAGGAGUGAAGCUGCGCACACGGCUUCUGCUGGUGCAGCCUGAGUUGCAGGAGAAGUGCAGCACACGUGUCGAGCUUGUGCAACAGCUGCACUGUGUAGAGGUCCCUGACUGCACAUUCGAUAUGGCUACAGCCAAACAGGUGUGUAUGAUGGAGCCAGAACCAGGAGUAUGUCGUGGGCACUUUCAACGCUGGUAUUUUGAUGCAAGAAAGGGGAUGUGUAUUAAAUUCAUCUAUGGUGGUUGCAGAGGAAAUAGAAAUAAUUUCCUAACUGAGAAGGAAUGUCAAGAUUCGUGUAAUGUUAUUAUUGGAGGAGCACCUGUUCAACCACCAGCUCAGUUUAGUGCCCUACAACAGGAUGUGCAACAAAACCAAGAAAACACUAUUCAAGGUGUUCCUGUAAACUGCAGGCUUUCUGCCUGGUCACCCUGGAGUAGAUGCAGUGUAAGCUGUGGAUAUGGAUUCCAAACAAGGCAGCGCAGGAUUCUUACACAAUCACAAAAUGGCGGUCGGAGAUGCCCAACGAGGUUGGUGAGAAGGAAAAGGUGCUUUGCUGGAGUGUGUCCUGUUCCAGAUUCAUAAUUUCAUUAUGAUUUCCUGUGGAGUUUUCUGAUAAAUGACAAAUAGUUUCCAUUUCUUACAAAAUGUUAUUUUAUUUUGCUUCUAUGACAGAAAUAAUAAAAUAAUUGUAUUACUUGCAUACUGCAAGAAAAAAAAAUGUUUUUAAUUUAGAUAUACUACUACUUUUAUGAAGGCAAAAAUGAUUUUGAUGGCCAUAUGUUUUUUAGAAAUUUGAAAUAGUUUAGUAUAUGAUAAUGUUACCAAUUAUGAAUUUUGUAUGUCAAAGUGGCUCUUUUUACAUUUGGAGUUCUUUGACGGCUACUCCUUGCAGUAUGAUUUAAGUAAUUAGAGUGACGUACCAGCUUGAUAGAGUUUUGUUUAAAGUUACCUGGACAUUGUGAAUGCCUAUAAAACAACUGUACUUCAAUAGACAAAUAUAUGAAGUAAAAUAUAUUUCUAUUUUACAAUUAGAAUUAAUAAAAUAGUUUUUAUAAUUACUGUUUGUAUAAUAAAGACCUCAAAAAACAUAAAGCUUUUUUUAAUUGAAGAUCAAGUUUUUAUGAAAAAUUUGUGGAUACUGUAAAUAUGAAAUAAAACUACAGUUUUUUAUGA